AGUAAACAAAACUACCUUUUAUCCUCUCUGUUUAGAUUGCACUGGUAUAAUCCUCCUACGGUGCACCUAUUAGUCACUGCUUUGCGUCUACAAUGGAUCUCAAAAUACUCAUUUCUCUUGCAUCUGCAGUUGCAGUUGCAGCUACAGCUAUCAACAAACCUCUUGCCAACAGCCUGGUACAGGAGCAGGACAAAAUUGGGAUCGCCAGUUGUUAUUGGUCGGGCACAGCUCCUUACUGCUCAGGGGAGUGCGAGCCUGGGUGGACUGAGAGGGGACGCAGUCAAUGUGGUGAUGGCAGCUGCUGUUGGACUGGGAGCAAGGCUCUCUGCUGCGAAGACAAGAGUGCCAACCAGGACCUCUAGAUUGAUUAGCUACUAUCGGGAAGGAAAUCCAAAUAAGUAGCUGGCAUGACGACUCUCUGAGAAUACAUUGAAUUGCCUUGCUGUUUUAUAUUACCAUGUAUGAUAAGUGCAAUAAACGUUAUAGUUCAGACGAAGAAGCGACUGCACCUGAAGGGACUCUAUGGCUGGCGGAC
Messenger RNA from Fusarium redolens, 535 nucleotides. RefSeq lists its product as uncharacterized. NCBI's taxonomy places the organism in Eukaryota, Fungi, Ascomycota, Sordariomycetes, Hypocreales, Nectriaceae. The transcript has 2 exons. The record is from RefSeq and is a predicted model, not a curated record. The coding region runs from base 93 to 362 and encodes 89 amino acids.